CUGAGAAUUAAAUGUAACUAGCACUGAUGACCUAAUCCCCCCCCAAAAAUAGAAAUUUUAUACAAAAUAUCCUAAAACAACAACAUAAUGUAUCAUGAUAUGAAAAACAUUAUAGCUGCUUGACAGAUGAUGUCAAGAUAAUGUAAAUAGACUGAAUUUGAAAAAUGUGCUCAGGACAAACUGUGUUGACGGCUUGUUAGAAUGAGGGUAACCACCUCUGACGUUACAGAAGAACAUUCAGUGUCCUCUGUGCAGCUACUCUAUCGAGAACCAUGGCCUCUGCCAAUACAGAGAGACGUAUUGCCACAGGCAUGGGGAGAAAUGCUUCGCCCACACCCAGAGAGUCUGUAUUGACUACACUGUCAAAUCAUGUUUGUAACAGUUGAUAAAUGGCGUGUUUCCACUAGCGUUACUCGCCCCGCCCCGGCACGGUACGGUUAUUUUGCAUUUCCAUUAGCCAUGGUACCUGGUACUAUUUCCUAAUGAUUCAUUACACUGAAAACAACUGCUUUACAAGUCACUAGUGACUUUUUUUUAUGUCAUCACUGUACGGCAGUUUCAUGCAGCUGUACAGUGACGACUCCGCCCACGUUGAGGAGGUACUAUAUUGUAACAGAAACAGAACCUAAACCGUGCAGAGGCGAGGCGAAGCGAGUUGAGCUGGGACCAUGAGUGGAAAAGUGGCUGAAUUGAAAGAUCAAGUGUUGCCGAUGUAAACAGUAUGAGUAGAACAUGCAAAUUGGUGUGUGUUUGCAAAGAGAAAAAAAAAAGCUUGUGUAACGAACAAAUAAUGCUGUAACAGAUGCAGUGAUUACCUGAACAAACACCUGAGGAUAACACAUCAGCUAAAUUAGGAUGUUUGUCUAAGGUUAGUAGCUAGACUUCAGUGAAAUCUACUUGAAUUAGUAAAUGGGUACAAAAACAGUGACUUUUGUAGAUGGUAUUAUGUACUAGUAUGUGCAUAAUCUGUUAUAUAAUCUGAUAAUCCCAAUUUAUUAAAGGGAAAAUAACAUCUGUCCUCAGAUUAAUCUAUUUUCAUUCUUAAACCAUCAUGUUAACUUUACAUGUAGGAAUAACGGUAACAAUGUGUGCAGGGUAAGACAUGUUUUAUAAACCAAUGUAAUUUGAUCUGAUUAAAUCAUUCUAAAAAGAAACAAACAGGCUGGAAUAGUUGGUGUUUUCAUUUCCGUCCGCUGUGUUCUGGACUGAGUUGAGGACAUGCUGAUUACAGGAGCUCGUCAUCCUGUCCUGGGUAAGUACACGGUGUGACACCACCCUUUAUUUCAAUACUAAUGAUCAUACAUCCAUGUAUGUAUGAUGCCAUGUAUGUUUAUCCUGCAAACCAGGCUGAGUGAGUAAACGCGGACGAGGCUGAUCUUUAAGGCUUUUCCCUCACUCGACUGCUUCUGAUCUGAAUUUUUCUCUGUAGCUUUAUUUAUUUAUUUUGCAGAAAUGUAUAUUAAAAAUGUGCAUUUAUAGCAGCAGGCAUCGUUGACGCUUGCAAUGCCACAUGAUUCCCACAUGAUGGCGACAGAGGACACAUCUUAAUCUGAACAGGGAGUGAACAGACACACACACACACACACACACUCAGACACUUUGUGAAUAGAGUCUUAUUCUGACAGUGUUCAGCCGGAAGUGUUGUUGUCACUAUCAUUUUUUUUUCCCACCAACUGAGUUGUUGCGACUGCAAAAGUUGGAGGAAACAUGGCCACAAGGAAACAAGGAGACACUUUGUGCUUCUAUAUCAAUGGGAAAAAGGUAACAGAGAACCAUGCAGACCCUGAAAUGACGCUGUUACCCUUUCUCAGGGAGAAAUUGAGGUUAACCGGCACCAAGUAUGGCUGUGGAGGUGGUGGCUGCGGGGCGUGCACGAUUAUGGUGUCCCGCUAUCAACCUGCCACCAAAAUCAUCAGACAUUUCUCUGCCAACGCCUGCCUCCUGCCGCUCUGUCAGCUCCAUGGAGCUGCAGUCAUCACGGUGGAGGGCAUCGGCAGCACCAAGACCAGGAUCCACCCUGUGCAGGAGCGGAUAGCGAAGGCUCACGGCUCCCAGUGUGGCUUCUGCACUCCAGGAAUGGUGAUGUCCAUGUACACUCUGCUGAGGAACCGACCUCAGCCCACCAUGGAGGACAUCACGCAGGCUCUGGCUGGUAAUCUGUGUCGUUGCACUGGGUAUCGACCAAUUAUCGACGGCUGCAAGACUUUCUGUCAGGAAGCCAACUGUUGCCAAACCAAUGGAGUCGGAGACUGUUGCCUCAACGGAGAGAAAAAUAUCAAUGAACCUGAGCAGGAAAAGCCACAGUUGUUUAACAAAGAAGAGUUUCUGCCUCUGGAUCCCACGCAGGAGCUGAUCUUCCCUCCUGAACUGAUUCUGAUGGCAGAGACGGCAAACCCAGAGACACUCACCUUCCACGGGGAGAGGAUGACCUGGGUUCUCCCCACCUCAUUGGAGGAGCUGGUCCAGCUGAAGACCAGUAACCCUAAUGCUCCACUUGUCAUGGGCAACACUAACAUAGGUCCAGAUAUAAAGUUCAAAGGUGUCCUGCAUCCACUGAUAAUAUCUCCAGGCAGAGUUAUGGAGCUGUUUGAGGUCACUCAGACACCACAGGGUGUUUGGUUCGGAGCCGGCUGGAGUCUCUCUGAGCUUCAGUCUCUUCUGGAGGAUCUGGUUCCUCAGUUUCCAGAGACAAAGACCGAACUCUUCAAGGCCCUGAUCCAGCAGCUGAGGAACCUGGCAAGCCAGCAGAUCCGUAACGUUGCUUCUCUUGGAGGAAACAUCAUGAGUGCGUACCCUAAUUCAGACCUGAACCCCAUUUUGGCCGCUGGGAAAUGCAAACUUAGCGUAUUUUCCAGCGGAGGAAAACGAGAGGUGGUCCUGAAUCAGGACUUCUUUGUGAGCUUUGGGAAAACCGUCCUGAAACCGGAAGAGAUCGUUGUCUCUGUUUUCAUUCCCUUCUCCAGAAAGGGGGAGUUUGUCCGAGCUUUCCGUCAGGCUCCGAGGAAGGAGAGCGCCUUUGCCACCGUGACGACCGGGAUGCGCGUGCUCUUCUCUGAGGGAUCCAGAGUCGUGGAGGACGUCAGUAUUUACUACGGAGGAAUGGGACCGACCACUGUGUGUCCUGCCAAAACCUGCGCAGCCCUCAUUGCAAAGCCAUGGAACGAUGACACUCUCAGCCCGGUCUAUGGCAUCCUCCUGGAAGAGUUGACACUGCCUCCUUCAGCUCCAGGAGGAAAAGUAGAGUUCCGGCAGUCGUUGACUCUCAGCUUCCUCUUCAAGUUUUACCUGGAGAUCUUGCAGAAGCUCAGAGAAAUGAAUGUGAUCACAGACGAGGGUUCUGAGAAGAUGCCGAUCCAACCUUUACCCAGAGAGAUCCAACCCGGCCUGCAGGAAUUUCAGAAUGUGUCAAAGGACCAGAGCAACCAGGACUCAGUGGGGCGUCCCAUCAUGCAUCGCUCUGCCAUCAGCCAGGCCACAGGUGAAGCCGUCUACUGUGACGACAUCCCCAGAACAGAGGGGGAGCUCUUCCUGGCUCUGGUCACCAGCUCUCGAGCACACGCUAAGAUCACGGGUCUGGACGUGAGUGAAGCUCUGCAGGUUCCUGGUGUCGUCGACGUGGUCACAGCUGGAGAUAUUCCUGGAAAGAAAGUUCGAACCCAUGACGGUUAUGAUGAGGAGCUGCUUGCUGAGAAAGAGGUGUCCUGCGUCGGUCAGAUGAUAUGUGCAGUGCUCGCUGAUACCAGAGCACACGCCAAACGAGCCGCAGCAGCUGUGAAAAUCAGCUAUGAAGAUUUACCAGAGCCUGUUUUCACCAUAGAGGAAGCUGUUGAGAAGUCGUCUUUCUUUGAGCCUCGGAGGACGAUUGAGAGAGGAAACGUAACGGAGGCUUUUAAAAGUGUUGAUCAGACGUUUGAAGGCGAGGUUCGAAUAGGUGGACAGGAGCAUUUCUACAUGGAGACUCAGUCUAUGCUGGUUGUUCCUGUCGGAGAGGAGGCGGAGUUUAAUGUUUACGUCUCCACUCAGUGGCCGACUUUUACUCAGACGGCAGUAGCAGAGACGCUAGACAUCCCGUCCAACAGAGUCACCUGUCACACCAAGAGGAUCGGUGGAGCGUUCGGAGGGAAGGUCACCAAAACAGCCAUUCUGGCUAGUAUCACCUCUGUGGCUGCGUGGAAGACCAAUCGAGCAGUCCGCUGUGUUCUGGACAGAGGUGAGGACAUGCUGAUUACAGGAGCUCGUCACCCUGUCCUGGGAAAGUACAAGGUUGGCUUCAUGAAUGACGGAAGGAUCGUGGCUGCAGAUCUCCAGUACUACACCAAUGCUGGAAACAUGGUGGAUGAAUCGACUCUGGUGGUUGAGAAGAUACUGUUCCACGUGGACAACGCUUACAAUAUCCCCAACCUCCGAGGUCGUGGUGCUGCCUGCAGGACAAACCUGCCCUCCAACACUGCUUUCAGGGGCUUUGGUGUGCCGCAGAGCAUCUUUGUCGUGGAGAACAUGUUUAACGAUGUGGCCAUGGUGUUGGGACGCCCUGCAGACCAGAUUCGGGAGACCAACAUGUACAAGGGGCUUUCACUCACUCAUUACAAGUUUGAGUUCAGCGCAGAGAACAUGCUGCGUUGCUGGGAGCAGUGUAAGGCCAAGUCUGACUACGACGCCCGCCGCGGAGCCAUCGAGCAGUUUAACCAGCAGAGCCGCUGGAAGAAGAGGGGGAUUUCCAUCAUCCCCAUUAAAUAUGGCAUUGGGUUUUGUGAGAGCUUCUUGAAUCAGGCUGCGGCUCUGGUCCACAUCUAUAAAGACGGAUCCGUCCUGGUGACUCACGGUGGGACAGAGAUGGGUCAGGGAAUCCACACGAAAAUGCAGCAGGUUGCAAGUCGGGAGCUUCAUAUUCCAGCUUCUAAGAUUCACAUCAGUGAAACCAGCACCAACACUGUUCCCAACAGCUGCCCCUCUGCCGCUUCCUUUGGCACUGACAGCAACGGCAUGGCCGUCAAGAAUGCCUGCCAGAUUCUGUACCAGCGCCUGGAGCCAAUCAGGGAGAAGAACCCCAAAGGACCAUGGGAAAGCUGGAUCCAAGAAGGCUUUUUCGCGAAAAUCAGUUUAUCAGCGACUGGAUUCUCCAGAGGUCCAGACACUUACAUGGACUGGGACAAGAUGGAGGGCCAGCCUUUUGCAUACUUCAUGUUUGGAGCGUGUUGCUGUGAGGUGGAGCUGGACUGCCUCACAGGAGACUACAGGACUGUGAGGACAGACAUUGUGGCCGACAAUGGCAGGAGUGUCAACCCCUCUGUGGACAUUGGACAGAUUGAAGGAUCCUUCAUGCAGGGUUUGGGUCUCUACACCAUGGAGGAGCUGAAGUUUUCCCCCUCUGGGCUCCUGUAUACUCGAGGCCCCUCUCAGUAUAAGAUCCCCGCCGUUUGCGAUUUGCCGCUUCAAUUCAACGUCUAUCUGCUGCCCGACUCGGACAACCCCCUCGCCAUCUACUCCUCAAAGGGCAUGGGGGAACCCGUUCUUUUCCUGGGCAGUUCGGUGUUUUUCGCCAUCAAAGACGCCGUGGCCGCAGCUCGCUCAGAGUCCGGUCUCGUCGGACCAUUUUCCCUGGACAGCCCUUCGACACCAGAGAGGGCGUGUCUAGCCUGUGCAUCAGUGUUCACACAGAAGAUACCAGCAAGCAAACCAGGAUCAUUCAAACCAUGGGCAUUAAACAUCUAAAACUGGGAAGGACUAAGUGAGAAUUAAAUGUAGCUUACAGUGAUUACGUUAUCUGAAGAAAUCAUGUUUUAUAGAAUAUCAUAAUCGUCAUGUCAAAUUAAGGCAUUGUUUAUGUAGUCGUCUUAAUGCGUCACUGUUUUACCAAGAGGAUCGAUAAUUAGAGACCCUUGUGGACGGAGGAUGGUCACACCUGGAUGAACCAUGGAGUCACAGUCUCAUCCACUGGACACAAGGUCUGCGAGAGCAACAGGAUAUACUGUAAAUGUUAAGUUUAUCAGGUCGCCAACGGGGUCAGGAGUUCAAAGAAUGGACGCUGGAGUGCUGGAUCAAAAGAAAAAUUAGGAAAUGUGAUUUUUAUACAAAGCAAAUAUUUGAUGUCAGAGUUCAAGAAGUAUAUUGUUAUUGGUAUAAAAUGUCAUUUAACCAUCGUUUUUAUUCCAGGUUUAACAGAAUUGUUUUUAUUCCUUGUUAUUAAAUGAGAAAAGCAUCAAAUAAAGUUUUACAAUAGGGUC
Messenger RNA from Solea solea (common sole), 6224 nucleotides. It is a transcript of the gene aox6, whose product is annotated as aldehyde oxidase 6. The transcript is spliced from 34 exons. Gene Ontology annotation, molecular function: 2 iron, 2 sulfur cluster binding; molybdopterin cofactor binding; FAD binding. Lineage: Eukaryota; Metazoa; Chordata; Actinopteri; Pleuronectiformes; Soleidae. The record is from RefSeq and is a predicted model, not a curated record. Bases 1708 to 5712 code for a protein of 1334 amino acids.